This is a messenger RNA of Clupea harengus (Atlantic herring), 2534 nucleotides long. RefSeq names its product interferon-induced protein 44-like. The record is from RefSeq and is a predicted model, not a curated record. Bases 581 to 1933 code for a protein of 450 amino acids. Lineage: Eukaryota; Metazoa; Chordata; Actinopteri; Clupeiformes; Clupeidae. The transcript is spliced from 8 exons.
UCCUGGGCCAUUAAACCUGUACCGGUUUAAAUAGAAACGCUCCGUCAAAAUCUAAUAAUUCUCAGUAAUUUAUCGGUUAAAUUUAUAGGCCCGGGUCCGGAUAGGAUGGCGUCUGGGUCCGGACACGCGCGUGGUCCGCCUAUUAGUCACCUCGGCUGUACUCUGAACUUUCAAACCGUCUGAUACCUGCCGAGUCAGGAAACACUUCAAAAAGUAAAAGCACUGGUUACGAUAUGCGACACGAUCCCGCUUAACAUUAUAUUUUGUAGACACUAGUAGCAAUAACUCUCUAAAUAACCAAACAAAUAAAUAAAUUAAAUCAUGCAAAUACAGUCAUCAGUUUCGAUUCACAGAAAGCACGUGACGUUGAUCAACCACACUAAACGUUGCCCGUCAACUUUCGAUUCUCAGAAACGUUGGUACAAGUGUUGAUCUUAGCCUUAAGAAAACGUCAAAUCCGUUGCAGCCUACGUGCGAUUCCUAAAUAAUAAAUUCGUUUUUAACAUAAACAAACCGAUCUGUGCAUAACGUUAUUAGGCUACUGGAUCACUGAAACUGAUUGCCAUCAUCAAGAACCAUCAUGAGUGUUGUAACUUCCAGACUGACCAGAAAUCAAGAGAAGAAGAUCAGUUCUAUGUUUGGCCAUGCCAGACUCAAUCUAAUAUACAAAGCUAGUGUCCAUGGCUAUACUUCCAAUAAUUUUUACUAUAAGUGCAGCCAACAAGGUCCUACCCUGACAGUUGCAUACAACAAUACAGGAUUCAUAUUUGGAGCAUACAUUAGUAAGGACUAUGCACGAACAGGGGCCAAUGUUGUUGAUGAAAAAGCUUUUUUGUUCAGCCUUGAUGGAAGGAAGCAGAACCCUGAGCCUUAUCGUGUCAAAAGUGUCACUGGCCAGGCUUCCUUCACUGACGGAAACACUGGGCCAAAUUUUGGAUCUCUGAUUUUCCUCUACAACCAUGAUGCCACCGUCUACAGUAACCCUGGGAAUUUUUUCAACUUUGAUCCAUUAAAGAUGCAUGGAAAUGAUUUACAGUUGACUGAAUGUGAAGUCUACAGAGUUGAAGAGUGUGGUGCUCUCCUGGAAAAGCCUUGGAGGAUUGUCAUUUGGAAUCCUGAGAAGAGAAAAGACCUUAUGGACACCAUUGCAAAGUGGAAGCCUGUCAUUAACUCGGUGAACCAGGUCAGUGUGCUGCUUGUUGGUCCGGUGGGGGCUGGGAAGUCAAGCUUCUUCAACUCUGUGUGUUCAGUCUUCAAAGGACACGUGUCAAGUCAGGCCAACACAGGCACUGCAGGGACCAGUCUGACCACACAGUACCGCACCUACUCUAUCAGAGGAGGCUACAAGGGAAAGCCCCUGCCAGUUGUUCUGUGUGACACCAUGGGACUGGAAGAAGGGGCAAAUGCUGGUCUGGACAUAGAUGAUUUCACAAGCAUCCUCAAGGGAAAUGUGCAAGACCGCUACCAGUUCAACCAAUCAAUGCCCUUGCAAGAAGACACUCCUGGUUUCCGCAAAUCUGUGACGCUGAAGGACAAGAUCCACUGUGUGGCCUUUGUGAUUGACGCCUCCAAAGUCAAACUCCUCCCAGACAGAAUGAUAGAAAAAUUUGCAGCUCUCCGCAGGAAAGCCAACCAGCUGGGUAUUCCCCAACUUGUGCUCAUGACCAAGGUGGAUGAGGCUUGUCCUUUAGUUGCAGAGGACCUGAAACAUGUUUACUGCAGCAAAAACCUUGAGACAAUGAUGCGUGAGGCUGCCGCCCAACUGGGAGUGUCCAUGUCAGCUGUGAUCCCGGUAAAGAACUACAGUCAGGAGCUGGAGCUGGACCCACUCACAGACAUCCUGCUGCUCAGCGCUGUCAACCAGAUGCUUCGGGUGGUAGAGAGCUACUUUGAUGAUCUCUUCCAGGACGAAGUAGAGAAGACUGACUACUAGAAGUCACAUUUUGUGUAGUCCCACUUAUUAUUUAUUUAUAUGUUACAUUUAUAUCCUCUCACUACAAGUGUCCUACAACUUGACGUUCUGAAGGAAAUUACUAGAUCAGCCAUAUGUUAUUUUCAAACAGCGCGAUUUCCUGAAGCACCAACAUUUAUAUUGAAUACAAAUCAACAUAUGUUUAGGAUUUAUUUACAUUUGAGUCAUGUUUACUCUCAAUACUGACGUGAAUAUGGCUGUAUAGCUUAAUAAUCAACUUACACUGAAGUUUGUUAGGCUUGAAAUUAAUGUUGCCUGUAAACCAUGCAUCACACAGUUGGGUCAAAUAAGAAUCAGAGCGUUGGAGUAUGUCAACAUGGAAAUUGAAUUCCUGUGUUUCUUUUGUUUAAUAUAUUUAGUUUAAACUUGCUGGACUUGACAGUUGAUCCAGCUUAUGCAGGGAUUCUGGUGAUACUUGGCUUCUUCCUUUUCGUUUACAUAGAGCCUUAGCCUUCAUGUUCCAUCACCUGUAAUUCAUAUUGAUGUUGGUCACCUUUACGAGUGGCUUUUUUUUCUUUGUAAGUCUGGUGAAUCUGUUAAUUAAAAGAAAAUCCAGCAUGGA